This is a messenger RNA of Teleopsis dalmanni, 2167 nucleotides long. Its product is annotated as kelch domain-containing protein 10 homolog. NCBI's taxonomy places the organism in Eukaryota, Metazoa, Arthropoda, Insecta, Diptera, Diopsidae. Gene Ontology annotation, biological process: positive regulation of stress-activated MAPK cascade. Gene Ontology annotation, molecular function: protein binding. The record is from RefSeq and is a predicted model, not a curated record. The transcript is spliced from 3 exons. Bases 113 to 1786 code for a protein of 557 amino acids.
UAAUAAAAAUUAUGAAAUUGUAAAAUUGAAAAAUUAAAGAAAUUUACUAAAUUUACUGUGAACUCAACAUUGUAGAACCGAAGAAGUCAAAUCAAAAGUUUUUCAUUUUGUAAUGAAAAUAUUUAGUUUAUCAAAAUUUUUUCUGAAUAUAUGCAUAGAUUUUUUUAUAAGCUUUUGUGAAAUCUCCGAAAACUAUAUUUAUAGAACACAGCAAAGUUUAAGAACAUUUCGUAGAAUAUUGAAGACAAUAAUGGAUGAGGAUAACGAGCUAGUUCAAGGACUCGUUCGUCAGCGCGUCAUCGAUGAUAUUGACCCCGACCAACCAAUAAUAGUGGAAGAUGUUAAUAUGGAUGAUGAGAUUUAUUCUAGCGCCGAAGAGGUUGACUGGACUUCGUCCAACUCAUCCGAUAGUGAUGAUUCAAUGAGGGGGGCCAUGUUGCCAUUGCGUUCACUUCAAGGCCUCGCACAGUAUAAUACAUCUCGUCCAAAAAAAAUGUACACCUUUCAACCAUAUCGUCUCACAAAGCGUUACUUCAGAAAUCGUAAUGCAAUGGGUGGUUAUCCAUUAGCGAGGAGUGGUCACCGUGUUAUCGCUUCAGAAUCAAAUCUAUACUCAUUGGGUGGUUAUAAUCCACGCACGGCUAACUCAGCCAGGAGACGUGGUCGUUGUCUGCUGUUUCAAGAACUUUGGGCUUAUAAUUUUGCUGCCAAUAAAUGGAGUCUCGUACUAGACGCACGCACCACUUCAGGCAUGCCUACCGAGUUGGCUUCAAAUGCUUUGACCAUAUACAAAAAUGUAUUAAUUAGUCAUGGUGGUACGGGAUUUCCAUUUGGCGAAUAUUGUUCUAAUGAUUGUUAUUUUUAUUCUACGGGACAAAAAUCUAUUGUUACCAAAUUACAAGUGACAGGCGAUUUACCUUUAGCUCAAUAUGGACCAGCAAUUGUUAUACAUAACGAUUAUUUAUAUACAAUUGGAGGAACGACUGGUUUUGAUUAUUCCUGUGAUAUUUAUCGACUCCAUUUAAUAAAACGAGUUUGGGAAAAUGUGUAUAUCAGUCGCCCAGAAAUGCGUGACGAUCCUGAGGGACGCUAUCGACAUGAAGUAGUUUAUGAUGGAAAACAUAUAUACGUUUUAGGUGGUGGCACAUCACAAUUGGUGUAUGAUUUGGAAAGAAUACCUGCAUUUAAUCUAAAAACGAAUCGUUGGGAAUAUUAUGAUACGUUACCAGAUCCAACGCUUGUAAAUAACACAGAUCCAAGAUCAGGAUAUCCUAAACCAAGAAAAUGUUUUGCGUGCGUUCAGCAUACGUUAAGUAAUGGAGAUGUAGAGGCUUUUAUAUCCGGUGGAUUACAGGGUGACUCCAGAACAUAUUUUGCUGAUAUCUGGAAAAUAAAUAUAACCACAAAGCAAUGGUAUCUAAUACGUACUGCACGUUUACCAAGACCAAUAUAUUUCCACUCAGCUGCAAAUUCUGGUAAUGGUUGCAUGUAUAUAUUUGGUGGAAUAGAGUGUGGUGAGAAGGAUAUGCGACGUCGCAAUGAUCUUUAUAAAAUGUGGAUGACUAUACCAAAACUCUCCGAAAUGUGCUGGGAUGCUAUAACAUAUUAUAACGAAGACCUUGACGUAUAUAAUCGCGAAAUUUUACUAGAUGCAGGCAUACCAGAUCGUUUCGUUAAUAGAGUACCACUGCGUAUACGCAAGAAACCACGCUCUGAAAUCAACGAAACGCGUUUAGAUAGUUCUUUCGAAAAUUUACCAAAAAGGCAGCGUUCCCGAACUCAAUGAAGACCAGCUUAGUCUUAUAAUGAUAACGAGAUUCAUAUAAUGUUGUAUAUUCAUAAGUGAAACAUAAUUCAUAAUUUAAAAGGAUUCAUUGUUGAUAUUCAAUACUUCGAAUGGAGAUUAUCGGUGGUAAAGAAAAGAAUUUAUUUUUAUAGCUCAAUUUAUUAUAAAAAAACAAUUGCAUAAAUUCGCACCAUAAUAUAUUUAUAUAAAAGUAUGUGCGUAUAUAUCUUUACACGUCCAUGUGCUGCUCGAUUACUUUAAUAAAAUACGCAUAAUAUUCGCUUAAAGUUAAAAUCUAAGAUAUUCAAAAUCCAUUAGUAUUCGAUGGAACUAUAUUUAUAUAUAUUUUGUUUAAUUUAUUGCAGCGAUAUUUAUUAUAAA